CGGUGUGCAGAUGUGUCGCAGAUUUUUGUAAAGUCACUGGACGCACGGGAAAGAACCCGCUGGAGGAAGUCGCUCCGGGCCGGUAAACUGUCGGUGGAAAGCACCCAGGCGACCGGGGUGGGGGUGGGGGGGAGUAACGGCAGGAAGAGGACGGAACCGACGCCCCGCGCCGUCACAACCCGGACCCGGUAGCCCGGUUUACUUUGACAGCUACGAGCCCGGAGGACCGGCGGCGCGCGCGGAGAUGGAGCUGUCAGCGAUGGGAGAGCAAGUGUUUGCUGUGGAGUCCAUCGUCAAGAAAAGAGUUAAAAAGGUCACCUUUUAGAUGUUGCCGACAGGUCCGCUCCGUUUAGCAGCGGCACGGUUUGUGGGUGACACGUGUUUAGUUUUUUUUCGGGACGAAUGGGUGCUGCUACUUUGUGUGUGCUAAUGACAUCUUGAGCGAUUAAAUGAACAGAAUUGCGCGACUAAUCUGGUUAUCUCAUUGCAGGCUGUACCCAAAGGGGCAGAGGAGGAUGCUCCUUCAGUGUCGUGUUGCCAUGUCUCUAUCCGGCUUUGACAUGUCAUGUGUUGUUAUUAACUCUUUAAUUCUGGGCCUGGUCCCUUUGCUCAGGAGUAAGUUGCCAUGUGGUGUUGACAGAUGCAGGUGCGCAGCUAGAAAUGACCGAGCGCGAGGGCCCCCCUGAAACUCUAUAGUUUACUGCUAUGAAUAAGUUCACGUUGACUUGUUUGAAGUGACUGGGGCAGUCAAAUGUGCCUUAUGAUACAAAGGGAACUCUAAUUUUGAAGAAAUGUCCAAGUUGAAAACUGUCAAAUAGCAGCUAAUUCUAUUGGAGAGUAAAUGUCUCAAAAUGUCACGUCUUAAAAUAUGCAGGCUGCAACUGUAAUGGUUACUUGGACUAUUGAUUCUUCUCUUUGUUUUGUUUUUCAUCUUGCCACCAAUCCAUAAUACAAACAUAUUUAAUUAACAAGUAUAUAACAUCUUUCAAGAUCUUCACAUCCAGCAAGGGUGUGGCAUGUUUGCUUGAAUAACAUUUAUAUUUAUAUUGGCCACUAUUCAGCCCAGAACAGCAUGCUCUUUACAUGCUUUACAGGUCAAACUACAUUGCUUAUGGAAUAUAUUGAGUCUCACAGCCCUUUUACUGUAAAAGGGGAGCUGGGGAAGUCAAAUGAAGUCUGGAAAAGUGGUGACUUCACCCGCUGAGAAUAACUUUGAGACCUUGGAAGUCAUUAUCGGAUGAUGUCAUUAUCGGAUGACUAACUAUGAGUGGCUUGGCUUGUAUAUGGAAAACAUUUGUGACAUUUCAAAUGAUCUGUUAAGUAUUGUCUGAUGGCAUGGGAACUUCCUGCCACACAUACUGCAAUCAACUGCAAUAAUAUGAUGGAAUAUCGACAUCAAAUUGUUAAGAAGAUGGAGUAAAAUGUUUUUUUAAGUUACUCUAUUUUCAUAUAUAUCUUCAUUUAUUGUAUGAUACUAUGAAUGUAUAAUUCAUAAUGGUUUGUAUCUGCCUCGGGGAACUCUAUUUUGAUAAUUGGUGAAAUGUGAGCAGGUGUUUUUUUUUUCUUACACCGUGCUGAAAAGAAAGCAGACAUCCACGAUGGAAACGUUGGUUGAGGGGAAUGUGGAGUAUCUGUUGAAGUGGAAAGGGUGGCCUCCGAAGUAUAGCACGUGGGAGCCUGAGGAGCACAUUCUGGACCAGCGCUUGGUGCAGGCCUAUGAAGAGAAGGAGCAGAGAGAGCGAGCUCUGGGGAACAGGAGAAAAGGAGCCAAAGCCAAAAGACUCAUUCUGCAGGAUACUGUCUACACCAUGGAUCUCCGCAGUGCUCACAAAACUCCAGAGCAACCUCCGCCUCGCCUGCGUCUCUCCCUCGCACGCUCUCUGCUCCCCGGGGACGAGGAGCAGCCGGACAGUGCCUGCAAGCAGGCCCCACAACUGGCACAUCGAGAGAGCAAACCCAGGAGGUCGCAGUACACAUGCCUGGACUCAAACCCUCCAAGUCCCACACAGGAGGACUGGGAAGGCCGGGGAGAGGAGGAAGAGGAGGAAGAGGAGGAGGACAAUGUAGAAAGUGGAGAGGAUGGAGAGGAGGAAGAGAAAGAGGAGGCUCUAAAGGAGAAGACAGAGAAGAGCGGAGGCACUUUAAAUGGACAGGACAGGGCAGACGAGUGGAGCUCCGCUCUCGGACCAGACGAGGAGGUCACUGCGCCAGAGAAGCCGGACGCCGUCUGGAGGCCCGUCCUCGACCCGAGGGAGGUGACAGUCACAGACGUCACCCUCAACUCCCUCACAGUGACUUUCCGUGAGUCGAGGGUGCCCAAAGGCUUCUUCAGAGACUGGGGCCAGUAGGUGUGAAGUCUGAAUGGGUUGGGCGCUGUGAGUGAGACGAACCGGUUUAAUCUCAGCGUGUGAAAGGGGGUUGAGGGAGACGGGGCUGCUGUCUGUAUUCCCUCUCGCUCUAUUCUUCCCCUCGCCUGCUACUUCCAGCCUGGCCGGCGGAUCGUUUACAUGCACCUGGACAUACGCUGAGCUGUGGCUCAUAUAUGACUGCCAGGUGUAGGUCGAUUGGCAGGCUGCACACUUCCAGUUAGCAGCACUCGGGCCAGCCGAGGGCCAUCGUUGGAUCUCCCACUGUCCAUCUGUGUAUAAUGUGACAAAGUAGCUGAGUUUAGUGAUGUGUUAAUGUUGGUUAUAACAGGUAUAUGAUAUUUCAUAAGUCAUGGGUCUUAACUGUUGACACCUUCAAGGUAGCCCGUAGAGUUUGCUUCUUAACAAACUUAUUUUUCUCGAGGUCUGACAAACGUGCCUAAUGCAUUUCCUUCCUCACAAAACAUUUCGUAAAGCUCUUUUUAUUUUAUGAAUCCUGCAUUGCAUACGUCCACGUUCUGCUGGUGCGUUCUUACUUGUUUUGGUGCCUUUCUGACCUGUGGAAUAGUGUGAACGCAGCUAGGGAGCCACUCAUCAAAACAUUGCUCCAUAGGGUUACUGGUGGUCCAAAAACUCCAUGUGGUACCUUUUAACGCAGUUAACAGAAUCGGCCUAAUGCAUGAACAUUUUUGCGUUAUUAUCUCCUCUCGUGCUCUCAUUUUGUGCGAUUGGCACAAAUGACACAAUUUGCCGAGUCCGAUUUGAGCUCUCAAUUGUGCAUCUCCCCAGAAAAGUAGUAACUACAUGCAUCAGAUAAGUGUAGUUGUUAAAGAUUAUGAAGUAGCACAGAGUUGGAGAUUAAAAAUACAGGUCGAGUGAAGCGAGGAAUCGAGAAGAACAGAAGGAAGGAAAGGAGGUCUGUAAACAUGGCCGCUGUUUCCUACUCUCUUCCACACUAAACUAACCAAUCAGAACGUGUUGCACACACUCUGGACUACGGCGAGGUGAUCCGCCUGCAUGCCUUUCUCCUCCAGUGCAGUUACAUCAGUGCAAAGACGGUGGCCUGUAGUUCAUCUCACAACAUGCAACAUCAAAGUAACUAGAAACUAGAUGAGACUCGAUAUCGUCAUGUACUCUGUAACUCUGUAUUUGCUGUACAUCAUGAGGGUUUUUGUGUCCGUUUGUAGAGUUUGACCGACACGGUAAAUGCCACACUGUUUGAUAAUAGAUAUCAAUAUAUACUGUAUAUAUAUCGAUAGCAUUGAACAUUUCAUUACGUUAUCUUGCCUUCUUAACACAGCUGACAGUGUGUCAAUUUACUUAUUAAACUGUAUUACAUCAAUCAUGUAAUAAUGCAGUUGGUAUCGGUAAUUUUAAGACCUCGACUCCUCUCCAAUGUUUGCGUUUAUAUUGCGAUACACUUUAGUACAACCAUUCAAGCCUUGAAAAAAUUAUCCGCUCACAAUUUAUAGACAUGCAAGCUAUGAUGAGGGGUUGCCACGAGAUAUUCCCUGAUAACAAAGGAUAGGUUCGCAAAUUUUUCAAAUCAAGGUGCCCGUAUUGAUAAGGGAAACAGGAUUAUUUUUCCUGUUCAGACAAUUAAGAGAUCCGGAGAUCCUCAGAGAUUAUGUUACAUGUGAACCUAUCCAUACAAUAAAAUAGUCAAGAACCUCUGCACUAAGCAUGGGAUGGGACAUUCCCAGAGCCACUUGAAUGCACCAACGAGGAAAUAGACUAAUGUGCAUAAAAGACCACAUUACCAAUCAAAGAAGCAUUCAAAUACAUCCAAGAACACAUCGAAUUAAAAACAUGUUCAGCUUCACAGACUGACCUCAAGUAGCUGCGGCCAUCGAUGAACUCAGAUAUGACCGAUAUCACAAAUAAAAUAAUAAAAAAGAGAAGGUCUAACCCUGCUGGCUUCCUGCCCAGUGGACACAGGAGCUGAAGUGAGGCGUCAUGUCCACUGAAUCUCCUGAACGGUGGCGUCCCAUUGGUCCGCAAGUUGUUUACUCCGCACUGAGGAUGAUGGGUCAGCGCCUCGAAACUGUCUCUGUGUGACAAUGAAGCUGCAGGGAAUGGAAGUGCCUGAUGUUGCAUCAUUUUGUUGUUCUGUCUGUGGAGCUUUUAGGGCUAAUGUCUCUCUCCCUCUCUCUCUACACACGCACACACACAUUCACUGAUACUCCCCCAGCUUAUUUGGUUUCUGUAUGUCUGAAUGAUCCUCCACUGAUGCUAGUAAGACUUGAAAUAUGAGUAGACUUCAAAGGAGGAAGAGGGUGGGGUGGACUUCAGGGCAGAAACAUGUAUUUUUCUACAUUGACCUGAAUGUAUAUUUAUCCUUUAAAAGAUACCUGUGUAUUUGUCACGCCGAUGACUGAACAGAAUAGUUUUCAUACGGUUUGGGAUGUUGACGUCGCCAAAUGUGGUCGUUUGUGCCGUUUCGUCCACCACUGAGCAAAGAGCCUUGCACUUUACUGUGAUGUGGAGCUGCUCCAGUCUACCAAGUGUCAUUGUGUAUAGAAUAUUUCUAUGGUAAUACUAAAAUAAAUGUUGCUCAUGUUUAAUAUUA
Molecule: messenger RNA, 4935 nt
Organism: Cyclopterus lumpus (lumpfish)
Lineage: Eukaryota; Metazoa; Chordata; Actinopteri; Perciformes; Cyclopteridae
Gene: cbx7b
Product: chromobox homolog 7b
Exons: 6
Coding region: 1599-2348 (249 amino acids)
Biological process (GO): negative regulation of transcription by RNA polymerase II
Cellular component (GO): PRC1 complex
Source: RefSeq, a predicted model, not a curated record